AUGGCACCGCAAACCAAGACGGCACAGUCUGUCCCGAGGACGCCCAAGAAGUCGAAACAAAACGAGCGAGUGAACGAGACCAUCGAGAAGCUGAAUCGCGACUAUAACCUUGCUAUCGAAAUCCCCGAUGUCACCCUCACACCCCUCAAGAUCUCGAACCGCCGCAAACACGAUCCUGCCUUUGCCCGCAGUAGCAAGAUCGUCAGCGACAUCACAUACCAUUGCCGUCAGCCCAGCCCGAUGAUUGAUAAGAUAUUGCACUCUUUCCACAUGGAAGCUCGUGCCGCAAGCCAGAAAUGGAUCCGCUUGACCGAUUGCUAUGACGAAUCUGGCCCAGCAACACCACAGCCACCCAAGGCUGCGUCCCCAGGCGAGGUGCUGGACCUGCAAGAAGUACUGCUUAGCGUCCUCGAGCGCGCGGACCCCAAUGAAAGGCCAAGGACAUUUGCACGCGCCAAAAGCGUUCCAGCCGUCUACCCUUCUAUCGAGGGUCCGAAACCCAAGAAAAGACCGCAGGAUGAUGGCAAGAAGGACUCACCGAAGAGAGUCAAGGCCAGCCCUCCAGACGGCGAAGAUGUCGACGAAGUCAUUGCCGAUGCUCUCGACAAGGUCCCAAGCCGUUCGAGAUCCGCCAAGCCCAAGUUGCUCUCAGCCCAAUUCUCGACGAUCAACCAGGCUAGCCAGAGACAUCCAACAUCCUUCAUCCCACCCCGUACCCUUCAAUCAAUGCGGCAAAGUGUUUACGGCAAUCCUUCAUUUGCAGGCCCUUCAUUUGCAACGUCGGCCAGUACCAGUCACGCUUCGAUCUUUUCCGUUGCGAAAGGGCCACUUCCAAGCACUCAGGACACAGUACCGGCCCCAAGCGCCGAGACAAAGAGAAGAUUCGCGCCUUCGCAGGAGCCCAAGUCGUCCCAGUCGCAAGACCUCUUCCCGGCAUCUUCGGGCCAUCUUGAUGCCCUCAACGUAUCUUUCACUGAGCACGAAGCAGAAACUUCUUCGAGACUUUAUACCCAUCCUCCAGGCCUCACUCAACCUCUAGGCUACGUACCAACGCCGGCUGGCGGCAGCUCUCCUGGCCUGACCACCAUCUAUUCAGAGAUCUCAGGCAUUGAUGAUUCGGCACUGUAUCAGCCUAUAUCGAGUCCACUCAAGCGAUCCGAGCCGGUACUUCUUCUAUCGCGGCUCGACGCUACCUGGCCCAGAUUUCCGGCCUGGCUCAAUCGGGCUCCCUUCGCCAUUGCGUGGGAGAUCACACGUAUUGCUCUUCACUGCGGCGUCGAUCUUGGCGAGGUGGUCAUGAAAUAUGACGAGGCUUGGAUCAAUUAUAGCAAUCUGUGGAAGACACUCCUAGCACAUCCUUCUUUUGCCGGCAAGGCAUUUCCCGAGCGACCUACCAAUGAUGCUUGGACUGCGGGUUUGAGCGGAUUCAAGUCUCCUCGCGGUCAGCACGUUACUUUUACAGCCUCUCUCAGCCAGUCUAAGAAGAAAUCAGGCCCGAUGUUUUCUCUAACGAUGAAUCCGAUCGCUCUAGACCAAGGCUGCCGUCUACACCGCCACUUUGGCUCUGAUCGCUUCUUGGAGCUCGUGAUUCCUUCACCAAACUCGUGGGAAAAGCCGAUCAGUAGUCCUGAGGUGUCGCAGGAGGUCGUCAGCUGGUUUACCUCAAGGCUCCACUAUCUCGCCGGCAGGCUGUGGCGAGCCUUUUACGCCAGAGAUGCCGGGCACAAGAAGCCUCAGACCAACGUGAGCCUUGGCCCCGACCCGAAGCCCGUCUUCCAAGAAAGACUGAGUCUAUUCGCGGAGAAUGGAAACAACUUUCAUGCAGCUCUUCCAAUUGGCGCCGGGUCCCUGGAUAACCCCCGCGAGCUAAGGGUCAAGUUGGAAGUCCGGGACAUGCUGGACUGGCUUUUGCAACUGGACAGCAACGUCUCCCAACCAUAUCUGAAGCUGUUUGCUCGUAUUCAGCUCGGACUCAGUAAGACGACUCCGGUGGUCGUCCUUGACAGGACCCAGAUACGACACCAGGACGAAGACAUGUUGUCGCCCACAGGCAAAGUCAUGAAUGAUGGCAUCGGACGCAUGUCGCGGCUACUUGCGCGAAAGAUCAAAGAUGUCUUGGGCCUUGCUGACGUCCCUUCCGCCAUACAGGGACGAUUAGGCCCGGCCAAAGGCAUGUGGAUUAUAGAUGUUCAAGACACGGUAGACGAUCUUUGGAUAGAAACUUGGCCAUCUCAACGGAAAUGGAUCUGCGACUUCCUUGAUCCAGAACAUCGAACCCUUGAAGUCCGAGCUCACGCCGUAGAGCCCCGGUCCGCAAGUCUGAAUGUGCAGUUCUUGCCUGUUCUUGAAGACCGUGCCAUCGACAAACGCGCCAUGAGGCAGGCUAUUGCAGAUAACCUUGUGGAUGAACUCAACCGCGAACUGGAGGGCCAGAAAAGCGCCAUGAAGUACCCGGUGCAAUUCCGACUGUGGGUCAACGAAAACUCGCUGAGCAGAAGGCAGCGCCUCGCCAACAACCGGGUGCCCUUUUUAGCUGGCCUGCCUGACUCAUCCGAAGAGACGAUGAACGUUUUGAUCGAUGGUGGCUUCGAGCCUUCACAGCAAAAGUAUUUGCAAGACAUAGCAUGGAACCUUCGACGGACAAAAUGCGAGAAUCUGAAGAAGAAGAUGAGCAUCAAAAUCCCCAACUCGGCUUACUUCUUCAUGGUGGUUGACUUUUCGGGCAUCCUGGAAGAGAACGAAGUGCACCUGUGCUUUUCGUCCAAGUUCCAAACCGAAUCCUUUUCUGAUUCCAUGCUUCAUGCAUGUGACGUCCUCGUUGCACGCUCUCCGGCGCACUUUGUGAGUGACGUCCAGCGAGUCAAAGCAGUGUUCAAGCCAGAGCUGCAUGCGCUGAAGGACGUCAUCGUCUUCUCGGCGAAAGGGAAUGUCCCGCUCGCCGAUAAGCUAUCGGGCGGCGACUAUGACGGAGACAAAGCUUGGGUUUGCUGGGAGCCUUCUAUCGUCUCCAACUUCAAGAAUCACGACGUGCCGCCGAGCCCGGACUUGUCCAAGUAUCUCAGAAAAGACAAGUAG
Molecule: messenger RNA, 3075 nt
Organism: Colletotrichum karsti
Lineage: Eukaryota; Fungi; Ascomycota; Sordariomycetes; Glomerellales; Glomerellaceae
Product: RNA-dependent RNA polymerase
Exons: 3
Coding region: 1-3075 (1024 amino acids)
Biological process (GO): siRNA processing
Cellular component (GO): nuclear RNA-directed RNA polymerase complex
Molecular function (GO): RNA-directed RNA polymerase activity
Source: RefSeq, a predicted model, not a curated record